AUGGAAAGAAAGAGACCACUACUUCCCUUCUUUCUUGGACCGCCGGCGCGAACACAGUGGUCGGGGUGGCUGGUGGUUUCGGGAUCCCGUAGAAAUGCUUCUUUUAUGCCUCGGGUAUUAGCCACAGCUCGUAUUCAUUCAGUCAUUUUACCCCUUCUUCAUUCUUGGACCUCGUUUCUGAAUAUUCUGACUUUUCCAUGCUGUGUCUCAGGAACCUUUUCAAUACGGUCCGGAUUGCUAGCUCCCGUUCAUAGUUUUGCUACAGAUGAUACACGAGGAAGAUUUUUAUGGCGGUUCUUCCUGAUAAUGACCGGCAUAUCAAUGAUUCUUUUCUCCCAGAUGAAGCAGCAGGCAUCGGUCCGUAGAACCUAUAAAAAAGAGAUGGUUGUGGCGCGAAGUACUCUUGUGCACCUACGUCACUCGGCUCGCGCGCAACCCCGCCCCCUGAAAUUAUGGAAGAAUUGAACUUCUUGCAGGGCUGCUUAUUCAGAGCCAGCAAUUGGUCGUCCCGCAAGAAUGAAUAUAGUAUUUUGACUGGAAUUCAGAGGUCCGACUAUCCUGGGAAGUAUAUAGACUAGAGCAGUCCGCCCCUACAGCCUUUGAUCAGUCGAUUUGGAAGAUGGGAAAGGUAGCUUGCUUCCAAGCCACUGCACUAGAUGCGCAUGUAGUCGUAGUAGUCGGCUCAGAAUGCCUCUCUUCUAUACUCAAAUACGGAUGAGGAUGAAUGGGGUCUUUGCUCUGCAAAAUCAGGCAGACGAGUAUACCAUUUCUGAUUUUCAUGCUUUUCUCGCUUGAGAAUAGUAUAUGAGCGGAGCGAGAGCGACUAGAGUUGACUUCAGGAAUAGAGGUUUUUGAUGUAGUUGCCCACGUUUUUGCUUUUUUCAUCGAGAUUGGGUUGGCCGCGAGAGUUCUCUUUCAAGGUAGCCCUUCCCCACUCGGGUUCUUUUUUCCUCAACUGAAAUCAACAAGAGAAAGAUCUCAUGAAAGAGUGAAUCCGAUUUCUCCUGUUCUUGG
Messenger RNA from Cucumis melo (muskmelon), 1014 nucleotides. RefSeq names its product probable cytochrome c biosynthesis protein. The record is from RefSeq and is a predicted model, not a curated record. Gene Ontology annotation, molecular function: heme transmembrane transporter activity. NCBI's taxonomy places the organism in Eukaryota, Viridiplantae, Streptophyta, Magnoliopsida, Cucurbitales, Cucurbitaceae. Gene Ontology annotation, biological process: cytochrome complex assembly; heme transport. Gene Ontology annotation, cellular component: membrane.